UUGCUGCUUUUAUCCAUAAAAAAUGUUAGAAUCUUUUUCUUCAAAUCUCUUCAGCGCUUGCCAGUCUCAGCACAUUUUGCAUUAUAUAAUUCUCAGCAUAUAUAUCUACUCAGUGGCAGCCUACUUUCUCUAGCUCUAACCCUAUAGAGAAAAAGAUUCUGUUUUUGUUGUGAUGAAGGAGAAACAGAACAUGUUUUUUCUGGGAUUUUUACGUAAAAUUGUUUUCAUGACAAUGAUAAUUUUGAUAUUUGUGGCAACUUUCUAUAAUGGGGUAGAGGGUGAGGGUCUUGAUCGUCGCCCUCAUCGAAUUCUAGUGGAUACAGAUAUGGAUACUGAUGAUUUCUUGGCUCUUUUCUACCUUUUGAAGCUUAACCGGUCCGAAAUGGACUUGAAGGCAGUGACUAUUAGCACGAAUGGAUGGACUGAUGCAGGGCAUGCUGUAAAUCAAGUGUAUGACAUGCUUUACAUGAUGGGGCGUGACGACAUUGCUGUUGGUGUGGGAGGAGAAGGAGGAGUACUUCCCAAUGGUACCAUUCUGCCAAAUGUUGGUGGAUAUCUCCCUAUAAUUGAUCAGGGAAAUGGAACGGCUGGAUAUUGUAGAUAUAGACAAGCUAUACCUAUGGGUCUAGGAGGACGUUUGGACAUCGACUCAAACUAUGGGUUCCGAAAGAGCUUCCUUCCACAGGGCAAGAGACAGUAUUCACCUCUUCAACAGCCAACAGCUCAGCAAGUAAUGAUCAAAACAAUUUCAUCUGGUCCAACCGUAGUUUUUCUCGUUGGAUCACAUACAAAUUUUGCACUAUUUCUGCUAAGUAAUCCACAUUUGAAGAAAAAUGUUGAGCACAUUUACAUAAUGGGAGGUGGUGUAAGAUCACAAAAUCCAACAGGUUGCUGUCCUAAGAAUUCCAACUCUUCUUGCCAACCUCGACAGUGUGGUGACCGUGGCAAUUUAUUCACAGAUUACACAAGCAACCCUUAUGCAGAGUUCAAUUUGUAUAUGGAUCCUUUUGCUGCUUAUCAGGUGAUUCAUUCUGGUAUUCCAGUUACUCUUGUCCCAUUGGAUGCCACAAACACCAUUCCGAUAACUGAACAGUUUUUCAAGACUUUUGAGAAGAAUCAGCACACCUAUGAGGCACAGUACUGUUUCAAGUCCCUGAAAAUGGCUCGUGAUACUUGGUUUGAUGACGAAUUCUACAAGAGUUUCUUUAUGUGGGACUCAUUUAUGUCGGGUAUAGCUGCUUCAAUCAUGAGGAAACGGCACAACCACCGAGGAGAAAAUGAAUUUGCAGAAAUGGAGUUUAUCAAUAUUACUGUGGUUACUUCAAAUAAACCAUAUGGUAUAUCUGAUGGAUCAAAUCCCUUUUUUGAUGGCAGUAGAACUCCCAAGUUCACCUUAGAAAGAAAUGGAGUUCACAGUGGUCAUGUUCAGACUAGACUUCGUGAUCCAUUUUGCAUAGUCAAGAAUGGGAGGGGCAGAUGCCAGGACAGUUAUACAAAAGAAGUUGUUGGACCUGGAGGAGUGCCUGUUCUUGUUGCUGUUAAAGCGAAGCCUAAUCAAAAUGCUAACAGUGUACUAGACAGAGAAUUUUAUGUUAGCUUUCUGGAUGUCUUAAACCAAAGAGAAAACACUGGAAGAUAUAACUUUUCUACGCAAUUCCCUUAUUACAAAGAAGUACUUUACAAACCAGAUUUUAGAGGCAAGCAUCUUGGGAAGAAUGUUGUGUUUGAUAUGGAUAUGAGUGCUGGAGAUUUUCUAGCUCUCUUUUAUCUCCUUAAGUUACCAGUAGAAGAAAUCAAUCUCAAGGCUAUAAUUGUGAGUCCAACUGGCUGGACCAAUGCUGCAACAAUUGAUUCUGUGUAUGAUUUGCUUCAUAUGAUGGGUCGUGAUGACAUUCCCGUGGGCCUUGGAGAUGUGUUCGCAAUGAACCAGUCCGAUCUUGUUUUCUCUGCAGUUGGUGAAUGUAAGUACAACAAGGUUAUCCCACAAGGUAGUGGCGGAUUUCUCGACUCGGACACUCUUUACGGAUUAUCUCGUUCUUUGCCUCGAAGUCCUCGCAGAUACACAGCUGAAAAUUCUGUGAAAUUUGGAGCUCCCAGGGAUACUGAUCAUCCUGAACUCAGACAACCUCUAGCACUAGAAGUAUGGGAGUCAGUGGUGAAAUCACUCGAUUCAGGAUCCAAAGUUACCAUUUUAACUAAUGGCCCAUUGACCAAUAUAGCGAAGAUUCUUCUUGCAGGCAACAAUUACACCAAGGCAAUCCAGGAUAUACUAAUUGUUGGGGGACACAUCAAUUAUGACAACACUGAGAAGGGAAAUGUGAUCAAUGUUCCUUCAAAUAGAUUUGCGGAAAUGAAUAUGUUUCUUGACCCUCUGGCUGCACAGACAGUUUUGAGUUCAGAACUUAAUAUCACUCUCAUUCCACUUGGCAUACAGCGGAAAGUCAGUGUAUUUCCUAAAAUUCUUGAACAACUUCAUCUUACUAUGGGGACGCCUGAAGCAAUCUUUGCAAGGCGUUUACUGUCAAGGUUACACCACCUGCGAAAAAUACAUCCUAGAUACCAGCAUAUGGAUACAUUUCUUGGAGAAAUCCUUGGAGCAAUAGUUUUGGCUGGUGAUUAUUCUGUACUAAAAUCUACAUUUGCUGUCAAGAACAUAAAAGUCACUGCUGCAGGAGUUGAAUCUGAAGAUGGACAGAUAACAAUCGACGAAAAGCAAGGAAAAUCAGUGAAAGUAUUGCAGAAUCUGGAUCAUUUAGAUUAUUACAAUAUUUUUGCAAAUCGACUAAGUGAUGAAAAGCAGUCUGCUGUAGUUGGAAGCUUUAUGGAGCAGAGUAGAAUUUGGAGCACACCAUCUAAUUAGAGACAAAACUGCCCAUUACUCUUCUACUCUUUCUUUUCCCUUCUCCUAAUUUUACUUUCUUUUUAGUUUUUAAGUUUCAUGUAGGUGAUUCUUUUCGCAUAUUCUAAUUCUUGAAAACAAUUGUAACUUGCACAAAAUCUUAUUGUAAUUGUACUGUAUGGUUUCAAGGUGACAAUUGUAAUGAAGACAUUAAGUUC
This is a messenger RNA of Nicotiana tabacum (common tobacco), 3057 nucleotides long. RefSeq names its product nucleoside hydrolase 3. The record is from RefSeq and is a predicted model, not a curated record. Gene Ontology annotation, molecular function: hydrolase activity, hydrolyzing N-glycosyl compounds. Lineage: Eukaryota; Viridiplantae; Streptophyta; Magnoliopsida; Solanales; Solanaceae.